This is a messenger RNA of Colletotrichum chrysophilum, 1194 nucleotides long. RefSeq lists its product as uncharacterized. Gene Ontology annotation, molecular function: ubiquitin binding; endopeptidase activator activity; proteasome binding. The record is from RefSeq and is a predicted model, not a curated record. The coding region runs from base 1 to 1194 and encodes 397 amino acids. The transcript has 4 exons. Lineage: Eukaryota; Fungi; Ascomycota; Sordariomycetes; Glomerellales; Glomerellaceae. Gene Ontology annotation, biological process: ubiquitin-dependent protein catabolic process. Gene Ontology annotation, cellular component: cytoplasm; proteasome regulatory particle, lid subcomplex; nucleus.
AUGUCGAUCGUGCCUAUAAUUACUUUCAAGGCCGGUAUCUGCGAGGCAGACGUCAGUGACCUACUCGGCUUCUACGCUUCGGAACCCCGCAAGCCUUACAAGGUCAAGCCCCAGGCCACGCCCGGUUACAUCUACCUCUACUCCGAAGAUGAUCUGAUCCACUUCUGCUGGCGCGAGCGCAGCGCCGCCAUGGACUCUCCCGAUCUCGACCUCGUCAUGGUUCCGAUGGACGGCGAAUUCCUCCCCCAUACUCCUUCCGACCAGCCCACAGCAAAGACCAACGGCCGCGUCUUUGUGCUUAAGUUCGGCUCUUCCUCGCAGCGACACUUCUUCUGGCUCCAGUCGAAGCCUCAGUCCCGCACUGGUGACCCCAGCUGGUUCAGCCCCCGUGAUAAGAAGAUUGGGGAGGUCGUCAACGCCCUUCUGCAAGGCGAGGAUGUGAACGUCAACCGAGAGCUGGCGCAGGUCCGCAACACCGACGACAGACGGGACGACGACGAUGACGAGACAAUGGAAGAUGCCGAGGGCCAAGGAGACCACCCGGCCAGCGGCGGUGCUGGUGCUGGCGCAACAGGCGGCGACGUGCGUGAAGAGGGCGAGAAUGCUAGAGAGGGUGGCAGUGAUGGAGCUCGAGCCGCCGGGGGUAGCUCUGGUAACACCGAUGCGGAUGCUGCUGUUCGCAAUUUCUUGGCUUCAUUACAGGGCAAUUCUUCCCUGGGCGGAUCUCAACAGCGCGGCCAAGAGCAAGCUGACAAACCGUUUCCGUACCUGCAUCACCUGCUCCCCAACGAGACUACCAUUCCCAUGCUCCGCUCGGCCCCAGAGGAUUACAUAGACACGCUGCUUGGCUUCUUGCCGCCAGCAAUUGUGGUUCUGGCCACAGAGAAUGACGACCUGGGUGACUCGGAGCCUUCAGCAGAUGCUGCAGCCGCCGCCAUGGCCACCUUGAGCCUGGCGGAGAAGAAGAGUUUGCUGGAGAGAGUCCUGAGAAGUCCUCAAUUCCACCAGGCCCUGGGUAGCCUGACGAUGGCUCUUCGUGAUGGUGGCCUGCCAACUGUCGCGGAGGCCCUGAAGGUCAAGGUCCCCAACGGUGGCUACAUGAGGGGCGGUGCCAUGCCUCUAGGUGGCGGUGAAGCUGUGGAGGCGUUCGUGGAGGGAGUCAAAUCAACGGUCAAGGAGAAGAAGCAAGGCUAA